Kwoniella botswanensis is the source of this 1812-nucleotide messenger RNA. RefSeq lists its product as uncharacterized. Lineage: Eukaryota; Fungi; Basidiomycota; Tremellomycetes; Tremellales; Cryptococcaceae. Bases 1 to 1812 code for a protein of 603 amino acids. The record is from RefSeq and is a predicted model, not a curated record. The transcript is spliced from 14 exons.
AUGAAGGUUACUUUAGGUCUUCUCUCAGCAUUGGCUUACAUCGGCCACACUUCAGCAGCUCCUGAUCCCGGACUCGCCGCAUGGCACUUGGACAACCUCUAUCCUCUUGCCACUGAACGACUGGACCCGGUUGUCAACCCGAAUGGUGUAGCUUCUCACUUACAUCGUAUCGUUGGUGGAAGUGCCUUCGGUGCCAAUUACAACUACGAUGAUUAUAAUGGUGCCUCGUGCUCUACUGCAGCUGUUCAGGCCGAUAAAAGUAACUAUUGGAUGCCUCAACUUUUCUGGAGAGAAAACAGUACAUACGUACCUUUGAAAGCGGGUACAAGAUUCUACUACUUCCUUCACAGAAAUAAACCCGAUGAACCCGUUAGAGCAUUCCCACCAGGCUUGCGUAUGCUUACGGGAAACCUCAAUGCCAAAUCGUAUGCUGAGACUGGUCUGCCUACUGGCGCUAUCAAUUUUAUCUGUCUGAAGAACCACUUUUCAACUCCUAAUGGGGAUACUGCCGGUCCCGAUUUCAACUUUGACAUUGAUUGUCCUCAAGGUUUGGUCACCACUGUCAGAUUCCCGACAUGUUGGGAUGGUGUCAACUUGUACAAAGCAGAUGGCUCUCACAUGAAAUACACGGAUAACCUUCAGUUCGGUGUCUGCCCCGUAUCUCAUCCCGUUCGAAUCCCAGGUAUCAUGCUUGAGUACACAUGGCAGACCUACGCUUACCGACCUGGAGUUCCAUUGAGAAACAAACUGAUUUGGGCUAACGGUGAUACCACUGGUUUUGGUCUCCAUGCAGAUUUCGUGAACGGUUGGGAUACUGAUGUUCUCGAGAAGGCCUUGAAUGAUCCUGAUUGUCUCAGCGGUGAUAUGACGAUGACUGCUUGUCCUACAUUGGCUAUGUACAUGAAUUUGGGAACCGCUCAGAACUGUCAGCCGUCUCGAGGAGUCUUAGAGUCAUAUGAGGAUUUCAAGCCCAUCGGUGCUCUCCCAGGAUGUAACCUUCCAUGGUCAUCCGGAUCCAAACCUGCUUGUAACCCUUCUGUACCCAACCCUUCCAUUCCUAACGGGCUGAAAGGUACCGAUGGUUCAUUGACAUAUUCUGGUCCAUCCUACCUUACGAACACCUCUAGUCCGCCUAAUACCUGGACUAGACAAGGUUGUAUUGGUGGUUCCACUUCGCUUGUCAAUUCGUUCCAAUAUUCCGAUGCCGCUAUGACUCAAGCAAAAUGUCAAUCCACUUGUGCUGAGUGGGGAAGCCAAUACGCUGGUCUUCUCUCCGGACAGUAUUGUGUCUGUGGAACAGAUCUUGACCCCGCAGCAUACCACUAUGCCGAUUCCAACUGUGACUCCAAAUGCGGUGGUGACUCAACCAAGACCUGCGGUGGUAAUGGUAAACUUGAAUUAUUCCGAAACCCUUCAGCUACAACUGUGAACCAUCCGGGUAAGCAGAGUUUGGCGGCUAUCGAAUUUGGUAGAACUUGUAUGUGUGGUAAUUCUUGGCAAAACGGUGGUGGUAUACCUUACCCUCAAAACCAAUGUAAUACUCCAUGUAAAGGUAGCACACAACAGUUCUGUGGUGGACCGCAAAUCACUAUAUCAACCUUCAACCUUACCUUACCCGGCGGCAGCAGUCCACCAGUCUCGUCGAGCACUUCAGCUUCUUCCGCAUCAGCCAAGGUCACUUCUUCCUCGGCUAGUUCAGGCCCAAGUGGAGCCGUCACUGUAACUAAAACAGUCACUGUCACUGGAACUUGUUCGGCUCCGGCGGGAAGAAGAAGGAACCACAGAGAUACGAAAAUCUUCGGCGAUGCAUGA